Molecule: messenger RNA, 840 nt
Organism: Symbiodinium necroappetens
Lineage: Eukaryota; Dinophyceae; Suessiales; Symbiodiniaceae
Source: the annotation of a GenBank genome assembly
AUGAGUUCCCCGGACAGGCGCGGUCAGUUCAGCGAUCCGGGAAGCAUCCUUUCAUCGACUGCUGAGAUCCGACAGAUCUGGCAGGGCCUGUGGACGGUGUUGGGCGGUGUUGGGUCUUUUUCCAGGCCUGAGCUUGGUCAAAACAGGAUGGCACCCCGCAGCUUCGACACCACCUUCCGUGGCAUGACCAAGCGGCAGUUAGAGGAUGCAGCCGGUGCAGAUUUGCGGCAUCACCUAGGUUUCCUUUCUGUUGUUCUGGCGUGUUUUUCGAUGUUUGCGGGUAAAAUCUACAAGUUUAGAGGUGUACAAUGCAUUCGUUCGCUCAAUGCCGUCAUUACCGCCAUGGUCAUGCUGAUGAUGAUGAUACUGAUGAUCUUCACCAUCAUCACCAUCAUCAUCACCAUCAUCAUCGGCGUCGCCAUCGGCAUCACCAUCAUCAUCAUCAUCAUUUUGACGUUCGGCGUGAACCCGCCCAAAGAGCCGGAAGUCUCCGAGCAGCCUGAGCUCCAGCGGCCCUGGGUCCUAUCGAAUUCCGAGGCCAUCCCGAGCCAACGGGAAGGGUUCAUGGGCGACAUUGACCGGGCAUUCGAGGUCUCGGUUGGCAAGAACUCAGCUCCGUGGCGAACACCCAGCUGGCAAUUGGACAGCACCUCCUUAAGGCCGGUCUUCUACCACACCAUUGGAGGCGUUGGCCAUGCCCGUCAAGAGCACGAGGGCAAGCUGCGGGUGCCGACUCCACGGAAUCUGACGCCUGGCCCGGGCCACUACUUCAAGGACAGCGAUGGAUGCGUCUCACUGUUCUCCGACUACAUGCGGCCGCAGGGACGACAAGCAGUGUGA